Molecule: messenger RNA, 1631 nt
Organism: Octopus bimaculoides (California two-spot octopus)
Lineage: Eukaryota; Metazoa; Mollusca; Cephalopoda; Octopoda; Octopodidae
Source: RefSeq, a predicted model, not a curated record
UACUUGUGGAUAUUACUGUUAACAGCGGGCAGUCUAGACAUCAGUGAACUCCCUUCUGAAUUAAGUGUGUAAUAGAGAGGUGCUACCCUCUGUCUACAGCAGUGCAAAUCUCUGGAUAUUACAAGCCUUUGAGAACAGACUGGACAUAAUAGAUAGGAGCUGCUCUCUCUCACUGCUCGAACAAAAAAUGUUCCAGUUUCCUCCUACCAACCCAAACAAGGCCACAGAGCUGCUGCUGCUGCUUUCGCUCUUCACCCUCGCCACAAUUCCCACCGUCACCGUAACCACUCCCUCGCAACAACAAGAAACUAUCGCCAAGUACCGACACUUCGGUCCCGGUUACUCGUUCGGUUACCCUGGAACUCCCUCGCAAAGCGAAAUAUUCCCCAGCCGAAGCCAAGUGGAAUGCGCCAUGAACUCUUUAAAGAACCGAACUGGAUUCUUCAGUUACGACAGGGUCAACCAGCUUUGCAAGACUUACCCAGAGAAUAUUGUACUCACGGCCAGCAAUCUUAGCAGCGAGAGGUCCUUCUAUAUAAGAAACCACUGGAUAAAAGUAUAUUCCAUAUCAAAGGGAGCUGGUUCGGAUGUCUAUAGAUCGUUUCUAAAUAUAGGAGAUCGAGCAUUAUGGAAAGUGGAUGCUUGCAUCGGAAUUUAUUGCCCUAAUUUCUUCCGACACUCCAUUCUUGACGUCUGGGAACAGAUUCCGAUUCAUGAGGUGAAACUUGUCUUAUACAAACAGCAAAAUGCAGUAGUAACGAUGGUGUUUAAUGGACGAGAUACAACCCUUAGAAACUGGUUUUCUAUCAAAAAUCUGAAAAGUUCUCCAUGGACGGAUUUACCAAAGUCUAAACCCAAUUACUUCUCAAUUGCUGGAUAUAAAGAAAAGCGACGGUUCUACGUGUCUAACGAUCAUUUUUUGUGUGGCGGAGACGAUGGCUGGCUUGUCAUCAUCGAAGAAUUUUACUUGUGCCAUUGGGAAGUGUCACUUGUGUAUCCCCGAUUCCUAUACUCUAACGAACCUUCGAAAACCACAUGGCUACUCAGUUACGGAUCAGCAGAUACCCUGGCCAUAUUCAUCCGCUUGAUACAGAAAUAACCAAAACUAUCUAUCUAUAUGAGCAUCUAUACCAUCUGUGACCAUCUAUAUAUCUAUACUAUCUAUAUCUAUACUAUACUAUAUCUAUACCACCUAUAUCUAUACUAUAUGACCAUCACCGCUGACCCACACUCCAUGUGCACUACUCAAUAAAAGUCACUGAUAACCAUUCUAUUCAACAUUGGUCUUUCAUUCUCUCUCUUUUUUUUUACUUUGAGAUAAGCACAUUUAUUAUUAUUUGUUGCACCUAUAUGUAUACAUACAGGCGCAAGAGUGGCUGUGUGGUAAGUAGCUUGCUUACCAACCACAUGGUUUCGGGUUCAGUCCCACUGCGUGGCACCUUGGGCAAGUGCCUUCUACUAUAGCUUCGAGCCGAGGCUACAGUUUUUUUUGUGUUUUUUUUUAAAGUUUUCUUCUUUCCUUUUUCUUUCUUUACUUCCCUUUUUUCCCAUCACAUGACUUUGUAAAUAACCAAUCUAGUACGUAUACUCGGCUUCGUAUAUUUUACCCCUGUGUCACUUUGAUGGCAUGC